Amphibalanus amphitrite is the source of this 1542-nucleotide messenger RNA. Its product is annotated as translocon-associated protein subunit alpha-like. Bases 100 to 957 code for a protein of 285 amino acids. The record is from RefSeq and is a predicted model, not a curated record. Lineage: Eukaryota; Metazoa; Arthropoda; Thecostraca; Balanomorpha; Balanidae. Gene Ontology annotation, cellular component: endoplasmic reticulum membrane; endoplasmic reticulum. The transcript is spliced from 7 exons.
UGUGGAGGAUCGCAGACGAUUUGGCAGCCGGGCUUGACGGGUUGUUGUCUUUCGGACAAGCAUAGAUUGAAGACGGGUUUGAAUAAGAAAUAGUUAAACAUGAAGUGUAAUUUAAGUCAGUUGCUAUGUCUGACUGUGCUGGUCCUACCUGCAGUGCUUUUCGUCGCUUCUCCUUCUGGUUCCCUGCCCAUUGCCCGGGCAGAGGAUGACAUUCAGGAGGACGCAGCUGAUGAGGAUGUGGAUGUUGAUGGUGAUGAAGCCGAGACCGGUGACGUGGCGGACGCAGAGGAGGAGGAGGACGACGGCAUUCCGAAGGCCUCGCCCAACGCCGACACCACCAUCCUGUUCGUGCGGCCUGACGUGGCCGCCGCGCCCGGAGCCAUGGAGUUGCCCGCCGGCAAACUGGUCGAGUUUCUGGUCGGAUUCACCAACAAGGGAUCGGACGACUUCCUCGUGGAGUCCGUGGACGCCUCCUUCCGCUACCCGCAGGAUUUCAAUUACGUGAUCCAGAACUUCUCGGCCAUCGGCUACUUCCGCUCGGUGAAGCCGCGCCAGCAGGCCACCAUCUCGUACUCGUUCAUCGUGGCUGACGCGUUCGCCGCCCGGCCGUUCGGCCUGCAGAUCAACUGCGCCUACAAGGAUAAGGCGGGCCGCCAGUUCGUCAGCGCUGUGUUCAACGAGACGGUCAACAUCGUGGAGGUGGACGAGGGGCUGGACGGCGAGACGUUCUUCCUGUACGUGUUCCUGGCGGCGCUCUGCGUGCUCGUGCUGGUGGCCGGACAGCAGUUUCUGGCCGGCUUCGGCCGCCGGAAAAGGGGCCGCCACACAACUGUUGAGCGCGGAACAGCGGACAACGGCGGUGUGGAUUAUGACUGGUUGCCCCAGAGCGCCCUGCAGAGCUCCAGUCCUAAGAACAGCCCGCGGCAGUCGCCUCGCCAGCGGAAGGGCCGCAACUAGGCCGGCGUGCGCCGCCUAUGAGGACGGCUACGAGCUGGUGGUGUUGGAGGAGGGGGCCGGCGGCGGGCCGGGGCCCGGCCGCAGCUCCGGCCGGCCGCCGGCGCCGGUGACGGCCGCGCCGCGCCGGCCGUCUCCGGGCCGGGCCGGCGCGCGGCGCGGCGUGCCGCUGUGCCUGCUGCCCGCUGGCUGACGGGCCCCCGGCCGAGCGCCUUCACACGGCGACCGGCCGGGGGCCCAGCCGACAGACCAGCCACCUAUUACCCUGCCACUCAUCUUCCGCCAGGUUUUUGUACAAAGAAGAUGCUUUCUGUUCUCGGCGUGUCUGCGGACACGUUUGUUUUUGGUAUUGGGGAAGCGUGAACGGCUCAUAGAAUAAAUGGUGUUAAAAUGUCACUUUUUUUCGUACUCGUUCCGUUCUGGUAAUUUAUUCGGACAUUUUCAUUUAUUUGACGCUUUUAACGGUGAUAACUACCAACCUCACGCAUGUUUUCGACCGUCAUUUGACGCUGCUUGCUGUUUCAGUCACUGUUAUAGUAAUUCACUAUGCAAUAUUUAAUGCAAUACACUAUGAGCCGAUUACGGAAC